This is a messenger RNA of Impatiens glandulifera, 1716 nucleotides long. Its product is annotated as chromatin assembly factor 1 subunit FAS2. Gene Ontology annotation, cellular component: nucleus; CAF-1 complex. Lineage: Eukaryota; Viridiplantae; Streptophyta; Magnoliopsida; Ericales; Balsaminaceae. Bases 188 to 1498 code for a protein of 436 amino acids. The record is from RefSeq and is a predicted model, not a curated record. The transcript has 12 exons. Gene Ontology annotation, molecular function: protein binding. Gene Ontology annotation, biological process: nucleosome assembly; DNA replication-dependent chromatin assembly.
AACUCAUGAACUGUACAUGUUUAUGUUCCCGCCUUCUCUCUAUCAAAUCUAGAGCGCGCGCAUUUUGAUUUCAUUCGUUUAGAUUCGUCUCUUUUUCUCUUUGCUUAAUCGGUAAAUUCUGGUGAACAACUGAUCAUUCGUUAGUUCUAUUCUCGGAUUCUUAGAAUACUUUCAAUCCGUUUCUGAAAUGAAGGGAGGUACAGUUCAGAUCAAUUGGCAUGACACAAAGCCUGUCCUAACCCUAGAUUUCCAUCCACUCUCGGGGUUACUCGCCACUGGUGGUGCUGAUUUCGACAUCAAGCUAUGGAACAUCAGUUUUGACGAACCACAGAAGAAAAGCCCCACCGCUACUUACGUGAAUAGCCUUUCUUAUCAUUCAUCUGCUGUAAACGCUCUUCGUUUCUCUCCUUCAGGUGAGCAGCUUGCUUCUGCGGCAGAUGGAGGAGAUGUUUUAAUAUGGAAAAUGCACAAUGUUGAUGCAGGCCAGGCAUGGAAAGUACUCAGAGCAUUGUCUUAUCAUCGGAAAGAUGUGCUGGACUUACAAUGGUCAACAGAUGGAGCUUUUCUUGUUUCUGGAUCAGUGGAUAAUUCCUGCAUUGUGUGGGAUAUUAAUAAAGGAUCUGUCCAUCAGAUCUUGGAUGGCCAUAUCCACUAUGUUCAAGGUGUUGCAUGGGACCCAUUAGGAAAGUAUGUUGCUACACUUAGUUCAGACAGAACUUGCCGGGUCUAUGCUAAGAAACAUCAAAAUUUAAAAACCAAGGCCAACGAUAAGAUGAAUUAUGUUUGUCAACAUGUCAUAUUAAAGUCUGAGGAUCAAACUGCUGAAGAAGCUAAGUCUUCUAAAACUCAUCUGUUUCACGAUGAGACAUUGCCAUCAUUUUUCCGAAGAUUAGCAUGGUCACCAGAUGGAUCAUUUUUGGUUGUACCUGCAGGUUCCUACAAACCUUUUCCUCUAUCAGAAUCUUUGAAUGCAACUUAUAUUUUCUCCAGAAAGGAUCUUUCUAGACCUGCUCUAAUGCUUCCUGGUGCCAGUAAACCUACUGUGGCAGUGAGAUUCUGCCCAAUAGCUUUUUCACUAAGGGGAUCAAAUUCAGCUUCUUUCUUCAAACUCCCCUAUCGCCUUGUUUUUGCUGUGGCAACAUUAAAUUCUUUAUACAUUUUUGAUACGGAGAGCACCGAACCCAUAGCAAUUUUUGGUGGACUUCACUAUGCAGCCAUAACUGACAUCUCAUGGUCAUCUAAUGGUAAAUAUUUAGCGAUGUCCUCACAAGAUGGGUAUUGUACUCUAGUAGAAUUUGAUGACGAAGAAUUAGGCUCACCUGUUUCGUUGUCAGAAAACAUGGGCUGCUCAAACAUGGAAUCGAGCAAUGGAAAUCUGGAUGAUGGAAAAGCGGAAACAAUACAAGAAAAGAAUGAAGCUAUAACGCCAACAAGUUCGUUUAUAACUCCAACUCAGAAACCUGCUAGGAAACGCAUUACUCCAAUGGCUAUCGAUUGAUUGAUUCUCUUGUAUAAUUCAAAUUUACAGUUAUUUAAUAAUCUAUUUCACUAGAGUGAUCUUUCUAGAUUUAAUACCCAAGCUCUUACCUUACUCUUACCCUGGCGAUAGGGCAUUAAAACAUUUCGGCAUGAAAAAAUGACGAUACUAUUAUGGAUUCAAUCUUGUUUAAAAUGUUUACUUUUUAAUACUCUAUGAAGAUUUAUUAUUGUCAAUGA